AUGAAGCUAGAAUAUGCUUACAAGUAUUGUUAUGGCAGUCAAAUAUUGAAUGGAUGUAAUAAAGUGUCCAGCAAUGUUGCACCUAGUGCAACUAUUCAGAUCACUUUUCAGAACUUUACAGCUACAAACAAUAGCACCAAUAUUCCAACUUAUGUAGGAAACACAACAGUUCUCUACACGGCAACUACUAGUAGCACAACUGUUAGGAUCAAUGCAGGAAAUGACACAGCUUGUGGUGUUGGAGGUCCAUCAGCAUUAAGCAGAAUAGUAGGAGGAACAUCAGCUGCGUUGGGUUCAUGGCCCUGGCAGGCUAGUCUACGGUACAAUGGAAAUCAUAAAUGUGGAGCCUCUCUCAUUAGCAAUUCCUGGCUUGUCACGGCGGCUCAUUGUUUUUCUUCGAGCACAGAUGUGAAUGCUUGGACAGUCAUCUUAGGAACAGUUUCUUUAAGUACCGGAUCUGGGUUGAAGCUCCAAAAUAUCAUUAUCCAUGAGAAUUACACAAAGGGGUCAUAUGCCAAUGACAUUACUCUUCUCCAGUUAUCAAGUCCAGUGACCUUUACACCAUAUAUUCGAUCCGUAUGUUUACCCGAUACACUGGAUUCCUUUCCGGACAACUCUUCGUGUCAUGUAUCUGGAUGGGGAGCACUAACAGAAGGAGGGAGCCUAGCAUCUGUUCUACAACAGGCUGAAUUAAAAAUUAUUAAUUCAAUUUUAUGCAGCAGUUACCAGAUGUAUGGAUACCUUAUAAAGCCUUCGAUGAUAUGUGCUGGUUACACAGAAGGAAAAAUAGAUUCAUGUCAGGGUGACUCAGGAGGUCCUCUGGUUGCACUACAGUCUAGUAAAAGAUGGUCGCUCAUAGGAGUUGUUAGUUUUGGUGAUAAAUGUGCUUUGCCUAUGAAGCCUGGUGUGUAUACGAAGGUCACAUAUUUUCGCAGCUGGAUAGCACAGAAGUCUGGAUUCCAAUACGGAAUUCCGCAUGGAAAUUCUGGCGUGUGAACAUAGGCUUACCGGAAAGAAAAAAGGGUUGUAUGAACAGUACCUUAUAAAAACAUAUUUUUGUACAUACUUAUUUUUAUUUAUCUCACUGAUGUAUAGAAAUAUAUUGAUUGUGAAAUGUUUUUAAUUUAUUAAAUAUAAUUAUUAUAAUACUUAAACCGCAUGUCUUUACUGGCUGUUAAUUUAUCUUCUGUAUUACUGGGCUGAAAAUAUUCUACUUUCACCUUAUCUGUACUUAACUUGGCUGUAUAUUUUGGCUUACUUUGUUCCCAUACAGUUCAUUUUCAAUCUCAGAUACUCCAGGGCAGGGGUGUACCUACA
Messenger RNA from Hyla sarda, 1317 nucleotides. RefSeq names its product transmembrane protease serine 11C-like. NCBI's taxonomy places the organism in Eukaryota, Metazoa, Chordata, Amphibia, Anura, Hylidae. Gene Ontology annotation, molecular function: serine-type endopeptidase activity. The transcript has 9 exons. Bases 1 to 996 code for a protein of 331 amino acids. The record is from RefSeq and is a predicted model, not a curated record. Gene Ontology annotation, biological process: proteolysis.